AUGUCCAAAUUUUUAUAUAAAGAAACGUGCGAUCAAGCUAAUUCUCACCCGAACAAACCUGGUUGGUCCUUGGGUAUAUUCUUACCGUACAACAAACAGACAGGCAAACUCGCCUACAAGCACCAAGGUUUUGACGUCCAAGGUGGAGGUUUUUGGUGGCCAGAUCUUAAAUGUGAAGUGGAUCUUGGAUUCUGUGACGGGAUGACAGAAGUUUUAUGGCGGGGUAACAAGGACCUUAUCUGUACCAGGCCCUCGAUCGAGCCUUCAGGAAAGUUCACUCGAGUAGGAGCUUCCUUUCAAGUUAACACCAAGUAUAGAAACGCCUGUGGUUCCAUCACAAAACGUUGGAAAUCUUACGUCAAUCCAGGCCGGACGGUGGCACAACUCAAACAAAGGAACUUGAAGCGCCUGCGAUACAUUGGUAGUCCCUCAUUUUUCUAUAAGAUGUAUCUCAAACGAAUUGCAGAACAAGAAAAGCAAAAUUCAAAAAAAAACUCUGAAUCUCCAUAUCUUUCUUCUGAAAUCCUAUCCGAAGCCUGUGUCGAUUUAAUGUACUUUAUCAUAAACGAAAAUGCUGUAAAGGAGUAG
Messenger RNA from Melampsora larici-populina 98AG31, 588 nucleotides. RefSeq lists its product as uncharacterized. The coding region runs from base 1 to 588 and encodes 195 amino acids. The record is from RefSeq and is a predicted model, not a curated record. NCBI's taxonomy places the organism in Eukaryota, Fungi, Basidiomycota, Pucciniomycetes, Pucciniales, Melampsoraceae. The transcript has a single exon.